AUGGUGAAGCGUCCUUUGACCGCCGACGCCGUACCAGGUGCUACUACCAUCGUUCUGAAUACCUGCGACGAACUGGAGCCCCUUCCCGGGCGCCUGUCGCAUCCAUCCCAUGCUGUUGCUGCCGAAGGUGAAGCCGGAGCCCUUGCAGGGGUCUGGGGCUUGGAGCAAAGGAGGGGACGCCCCCAGCAGGAGCCACCCCAGAGCAGCCCCCCACCCUUCCUCCUCCUCCUAAUCCUCCUCCUCUUCCUCCUCGCAGCCCUCCCAGGGCUGCGGGCGGCCGUGCAACUGGUCGAGUCCGGAGGGGGCCUCCAGACACCCGGGGGGUCCCUGCGCCUCCUCUGCAAGGGCUCCGGCUUCACCUUCAGCAGCAAAGGCAUGUACUGGGUGCGACAGGCGCCUGGGACGGGGUUCGAGUACGUCGCGAGUAUUAGCAGCGAUGGUAGUAGCACAAAGUACGUGCCGUCGGUCAAAGGACGCUUCACCAUCUCGAGGGACAACUCCCAGAGCACGCUCACGCUGCAGAUGAACAGCCUCAGGGCCGACGACACGGCCACCUACUACUGCGCGAAAGAUGCUUACGGUGGUAGUGGUGGUACUGACCCCAGCACCAUGUCUCCAGACCCCAGCACCUUCUUGAAAUCCUUGCAGAAACACCUACAUCUUCUUGGAAAACUGGACCCUUGCACCAAGAACGAGCCUUUCUUGAGCCCAAAUACUUAGCUUUUGGCACAAAUUCUUGCUCCGGACCUCCUCUGCAAGGGCUCUGGCUUCACCUCAAGCACCUCCAGCACGGACUGGCUGCAGCAGGCACGUAGAACCUUCCCAAAAUCCUUGUAGCAAGCCCAGACCCCUGUCCCGAGUCCAGACGUUCCUGUCCUCCAUCCCCAAAUCCCAGCAUCUUCCCCAAAAUUGCAUUAUCUGUGCAAAUCCCUUGCUCUGAGAAUCAGCAUCCUUGUCCUGCAUCAGCAAA
Harpia harpyja (harpy eagle) is the source of this 970-nucleotide messenger RNA. Its product is annotated as immunoglobulin alpha-2 heavy chain-like. Gene Ontology annotation, biological process: defense response to bacterium; phagocytosis, engulfment; innate immune response. The coding region runs from base 1 to 720 and encodes 239 amino acids. Gene Ontology annotation, cellular component: external side of plasma membrane; immunoglobulin complex, circulating; blood microparticle. Lineage: Eukaryota; Metazoa; Chordata; Aves; Accipitriformes; Accipitridae. The transcript has 3 exons. Gene Ontology annotation, molecular function: antigen binding; immunoglobulin receptor binding. The record is from RefSeq and is a predicted model, not a curated record.